AUGAGUCGGUGGGGCUACAUUGAAAAUACACGCUGGGACUUACUUGGUGGGUUGUUGUACACGUUGAAGCCUCGAACAUCCGAAGUCGGAACAUGGGAAUUCCUUAGCACAAACACGGAGACCCGGGAAUCCGUCUUUGAGAAGAAGGAAUAUGGGAAUAUCAACACCUGUACUCAACGUGCGGAAUCCCUGUCUUCCAAUAUCCGAAAGUCCAACUUCGAGUACAGGCUUGGGAUAUCCGAGGCUUGGAAAUUCACUUGGGAAUAUCGGAACAUCGAAACUCACCUCUUCGAGUUGAAGAAAACCCCACCUCCCCCAGAGGAACUGGAUCUCUCCCCUUGCUACGUUGGGAAGUCAAGUGUACCAACGUCGAAACAUCACCUUCCCAAGGUCACGCAAUUCCUUCAACUUUACGUUUCAACGUUGUGGACGCGUUUGUUGAUCAACAAAAUCAGCCUGUACUUCCCCCAGGAACCUGUAUUGGAUCCGGUGGAAUUCGUUUGGCUCUCCCAAGAGCCUCUUGCCACAGCAGUAGCAAGGCUUGAGCAAGGUUCCGAGAGCGCUCAGAUUGAGCAGUAUCCUAUUUGGAAGGAGAACGUAAAGCAGGAAAUAGAAGGUCACAGUUACUGGGUACAACGUAUAGUGGAUUGGCUGGCUUUCGUUACGGGGGGCAUUGAGUUAUCCACGGGAGCCCAAGCUAUUGAGGUGUUCAUUGACUGUAUGUGGCUUCGGCACAUUGGUCAGGAUGAGAACGCUUGCAAACGACUCCAUCAAGCUCAACAAGACUUUCUAGAAUUACCCAUUCCAUCCAAGUUCAAUAACGGCAUGCUGGAUAAAGAGGAAGAGGAACCGGAUGUUGAGAUCAAAGUCGAACCUAUUGAUUUAUCGGAACUUCGUCUGGGCUCAGCAAGUGAGUUUCUGCAGCUCCCUUGGGAGCAAACAAUGCCGGCGAACUGGAAGAAGACUAUAAGGGAAGACCCUGAAACUCAAUAUCUGGUGUGUAGACAGUGGAGUGAAUCUCUGGCCAUCUUUUUCUCCGAAACCAAUGAACCGGGAUUCUCAGAGAGUCAGGCUGCCGUUGAGGCUUUGCGACAGAUGCGUAAGAUUACGACAACCACCUGGUCUCAACCAAGCUGGCAAGCUGCAGUUAAGACCUCAGGCCUAUCUGAGGUCAUCAUCGACAUAUGCAAGCCAUCCAAGCAAUUGGACAUCCAGUUUCCCCAUGUUAUUGAGACCUUCCGACGUAACGUUUGGAGGGAAACACUUGGGGAACUUCUCUACAAUUGGACGCCCAAAGCUGUGAUUGAAGGAAUCGCAAAGGAUUUUAAUAAUCUGAAGACGACUAACACUUUUCGGAAAGGAGGCGUAACUUGUACCCCUUUGACAUUGCUUCGAACGAUGUCUGAACAUCCCGAGUCAAUUCCCAGAAUAUCCAAUCCCGCCUCCAUCUUCUUCUUGGUCAACGGUCAGAAUUUCACCAUGGCUUGGGAACGUUGGCUCCAGCCCGCCCUUGAUCUUUACGGUAUUGCGACUGAAGACGUCAACGUAAAGGAGCUUCAUCGUCGAAUACGUGGCCUUGACUUGGACCGCAUCAAGUCCGAAGUCCCACUGGAUGAAACUCUGGAACUUAUCCUUGCUGAGACAGAGAAGUUGGUAAAGCAAAGCCAACUUGUUGUUGAAAGCAGUGUGCGUUCUCUUAGGAUUUUAGAACCGCCUCAGGCUAGCAACGUUACUGUGCCUAGUUCGAAGGCUUCUGCCAAGACUGCGGUGCUAGGAAAGACGAAGAAGAUCCGGCGACGUGGUAAGAAGAUCUCACCUUCUUCUGAGGCUCAAGACAAGCCUUCAUCCUCGAAUCUUCCCACUCCCUCUCUUUCCACUGAAGACGCCCUGGAAGAUGGAUUGAGCAUCACUCUCCCUUUAACAAACUCUUGUCCUCACUGCUCUGGGCGUGAUAAGGAUGAGUGGUGUGUCCGUACUGUGGAGGUUGAAAGGCUAGAUGGUAAUUAUCAAGGUUGCGUGUUGACCGAAGCUCCUGAACAUGACCGUCUAAGACCUAAGGAUAUCCGACCAGGAAUGAAGGACGACACCAAGUAUUACCAUCCAAAUGAUCUGGGACUCAAAGCAUUGCAAUCACGUCCUGAGGUCUUCACCCGUUGUGCUGUUGAUACCACUCUAUUGGUGAGCGGUGCAUUGCUGGUGGGAGCAGUCAAGUUCGGGGCUUUUUCCUCGGAGGCUCUGACUGAAAUGCAGGACCAUCAUGAGACAAGCUCUGUGCUGAAGACAGUCAAACGUGGUGCAAGCUUCCGGGCUUUUGCCAAGGGAAGCAGUACUAUGAAGGCCAUAGGUUCACAUUUGCCUCAGGGUGGAAAUCCUGGUAGCGGAUAUGGUCCUUAUGUUGACGUCAAAGCAGAUACUCAUGACGACAUUCGUACUCUAUUUAAACAUGCAGAGAUUUCAGACAAACUCACGCAUGCGGCACGACACAUAUACUAUCCUGUCACCAAGGUUAUUGGUAGAGACAGUGUUAGCUCAGGCAUGGAUCCAUUGGGUUCAACGGGAUCAAAUAUGUUUAUCUGCCGCAACUACGUCAGUCCCAUCCAUGUUGACGAUGAUCUUACUAUCUCGGCAUGCAUGCAGCUAGACAAGCGCUGUCCCUCAGGUGAAUGGAACUUUGCUUACGCACAGUGGGGAUAUUAUAUUGAAACUAUUCCAAACACUUUAUGGUUAUUCUAUGGCACCCAUCAACACGGGACAAUAAUGCCUAGUCGCUCAACAAUGGCAGCGACUUCUCCAGCCCGUCGUUGCAAUGGGCGUGCUCAGCCUGCUCAGGUCCAGGCCCCUCCUUAUCCUCCUGAUCAACAAGAAGCAGGUCCUGCUCCAGCACUUGCUUAUCCCAGAGGAUUACGCUUCAUCAUUGUUGAUCCAAGAACUCUGGUAUCCACAGGCAUUCACAACACCAUUCGCCGUAGAGACAGAAUACGUGCUGCUCACUAUCAGGCUGUUCGUCGUUCAUAUCAUGGUGUAGCACGUCAUUGGCAGACCUAG
Messenger RNA from Pleurotus ostreatus (oyster mushroom), 3045 nucleotides. RefSeq lists its product as uncharacterized. The coding region runs from base 1 to 3045 and encodes 1014 amino acids. NCBI's taxonomy places the organism in Eukaryota, Fungi, Basidiomycota, Agaricomycetes, Agaricales, Pleurotaceae. The transcript has 13 exons. The record is from RefSeq and is a predicted model, not a curated record.